Sinocyclocheilus grahami is the source of this 1268-nucleotide messenger RNA. RefSeq names its product dnaJ homolog subfamily C member 5-like. The record is from RefSeq and is a predicted model, not a curated record. Lineage: Eukaryota; Metazoa; Chordata; Actinopteri; Cypriniformes; Cyprinidae. Bases 22 to 312 code for a protein of 96 amino acids. The transcript is spliced from 4 exons.
CAGGCGCUCCUGGGAUUGGGAAUGAUCUUCACAUGUUGCUGCUGCUUUUGCUGCUGUUGUUGCUGUUGCGGUAAAUGUGGCGGUUCGGAGAACGAAGACAAUGUCCACUGUGUGGAUCCAGAUGAGCUGGAGGCGGAGAUGUCAGAGGAGCAGAACAGAGGCAAUGACACAGUAAUAACAGGACAGCCUAUUCCCAGUCCUGCACCUGGAAAUUCAGGAGACACUGUGAUUGUAGGAAUGCCUAUUCCUAAAAGCUCAGAUGGAGACACUUCUGUACUGAUCACUCCAGAUGUACAUGUGGCACAUGAAUAGAGCAAACAACAACAACCUCUAGACUUGUUGAGGAGACUGUCUCUUCCCUGUUUCUGGCUGUAGAAAUGUGUUCGAGCGUCAGUGGUUUAUAUUACACAGUGCUUGUGCGGUUUAUGCGGCUCAUUCUCCACACAUAAUGCUAUUUUUUGUUUACAUCAUUUUAUAAUUACCUUUUGGUUGCUUGAAUGUCUCAUGAUUUUUAUUGCAGAGACACUUUAUUGUAAUGCUUCAAUGAUGCGCCAUUUAAAGCAGCUAUGUGUAGUUUUGUGUAUUUUUGCGACUUUAGAGCCCCCAACAGUUGAGUGAGUCGUAAAUAUAGCUAAAAACGUACAUACAGUUGCUUUAAAUGACCUCUAGAGUACAAUCAAACAUAUCUUGCACAACAAAGUCAACCUGAAGUAAUACCAUAAAAAUGUUCUGUUUAUAUAACAACAGCAGAUUAACUGAUUUGCUUGAUUUAUUUUUCUAUUUACCAUCUCGUACACUGUGUAUAUGUUAAACCAUGCUUUUCCAGUGAAACCUAAUACAUGCAUUUCGUGUGUAUUACAUCACAGUAAUUAUUAAGAACAUAAAGUUUUUAUUGUUAAUGCUGUAUUUGUACAAUGUGAAGUCAUUAAGUCUCCAAUACAUGAUAAGGAAUAAGUCCAACAGUAUUUUUUUAUCUGUAUAUGCACAUAAACAUUGAUAGUUUAUCUAACAGACAACUAUAUGUGGUUUAUUUAGCUACCGUUGCAAGCAAACCUUGAAAUAACCUAAUUUGGUAUGAUGUAGAUUUUUUGAAGAUUCAAGCGACUGGUGAUAAAGCAGGUGAAUGUUUGGUUUAUUGUGGUAAUAUUGCACGGCCUCAGGGAUGGUUUUGUCUGAGAUUCUGUGUGUAAAAACGUUUUGUUUAUAAUUGAAAUUAUAUGAUUUCUUUGUGGAAUUAUGAAAGAUUAAUAAAUAUAGUCGAUUACUGU